AUGUUGAAAAAGAUGUUGUACCCGCCUUCCCACGAAGUGGAGGCGAGGAAACGGCAACAAAAGGGGCCUAAAACAGCUACAGUGCAGUCUGCGUGGACUUGCUCUCGACCUUUGGAACUUUGCGCCUACACACUUGAGCCAGAUUACGAAAUGUACAAAAUUCAACGAGAUGGAAGUAGAGAAAGAGAAAGGGACAAGGAAAAGAGAAAUGAAAAGAAACGGGAAAAGAAUGCGAAUAUCGAUGAAGAGGACGAAAAAGCCAAGGUCACUGUUGUCCCAAUAGAAGAUGAAGAAGAUCGAAGGUUGGGACGUAAAAAACGAACCCAAGAAGAUAUGGUUGCAGAUUUUGUGAAGAUUUUGGAACAAAUGAUGAACCCUCGACAAGCAAUCACUUCAUUCAUCUCAGCCGCAACAGGUCUCGCAGCAAUCACAAUUGGUAGCAUCUAUAUCAAUCGACUGCCAGAAACGGCUUUGAAAGCCAAGAAACUCGUUAUUAUCUUGAUUGUAUAUGGUGUACUACAGGUCUUAUUAGCCACAGCAUUUUUUGUUACGUGUAUGCAAACGUCAAUCGCUGUUUCGAAGGGAGUGAAGGAUGCUUUUCAAAUCGUUGUUGGAUUGAUGGUUGCAUUGAUUUAUGUUGGAAUAUCACUAAUAGCUAUGGUUGUUGGAAUAUACGGUUUCUACAAAUCUCUCGCACUCCUCAGCUACGUUGAAUACGCGGACACGACAUCAUUAACGUACUGUCCACAGAUCGUUUUCUACACUUCACUCGUCGUCUUUGUAUUACACAUCAUUCUCAUAAUCAGCAAAUGUUGCUGUUGUAAAUAA
Cylicocyclus nassatus is the source of this 828-nucleotide messenger RNA. NCBI's taxonomy places the organism in Eukaryota, Metazoa, Nematoda, Chromadorea, Rhabditida, Strongylidae. The record is from the annotation of a GenBank genome assembly.